Messenger RNA from Nymphaea colorata (pocket water lily), 2652 nucleotides. Its product is annotated as O-fucosyltransferase 30. The record is from RefSeq and is a predicted model, not a curated record. The coding region runs from base 558 to 2099 and encodes 513 amino acids. NCBI's taxonomy places the organism in Eukaryota, Viridiplantae, Streptophyta, Magnoliopsida, Nymphaeales, Nymphaeaceae. The transcript has 4 exons.
CAUCGGUGCGACCAAGAACUUCUUUUUGUGUUCUUUCGGCCGGUUAAGCGCGCGCUCUCUCCCGCUCCCCCGUUUCUUCCGUUGGAGCAUGAAAGGUGGGCGAUCUGCAUCCCUUUCUGUUUCUCCUUCUUCUCGCCCAUUCCGAAGGCGACGCCGUUUAUGCUCCAAGAAGGAGCUUGACCGAUCCCAACAUCUUGCAGAUAUCCGACUUUGGUAAAUCCUUGUACCUUGUUCCAAAUCACCUGCAAUCAGGAUAACUGCGUCACUAGGGUAAAUUUUGGAUCGUUUAAUCGGGAGGUGUAAAAUAUCAUCCCUCGUUUUCUCUUUUGGAACAAGCAACAGUGAGACCUAAUGGAGGGAAUGCACCUCUGCAGAUUGAUUUGAGCUGGUAGGGUCUGAUGGGUUUUCCUCACUGUUUGCCACGUUCUUGUGGGAAUAUGGUUCAUACAUGGGGUCUGUAAUUCGGGAUUUGGUUAGUAGGUAGCAAUAGCUCCAUAUUACUUAUUCGCCGAGAAGGAAAAAUCCGGUCCCUAAGAAAAUCUUCAAAGCGGAAACAAAUGCCACCUUCCAAUUUCACCAGAAACCCGAUCAAGAAGAAAAGCCUAUCCGUGACACUAAUUUCUCUCCUUAAAUCCAGACUCUGCAAAUUCCUUCUUCCGCUCUUUCUCUUCGUGGUCAUCAUUGCCUUCCACUCUUCGAACCCCUCAUUUAUUGCUCGAAAACUUCAAAACCCUGACUGGCAAUGCAGUGCCAUCGGAGAAAACUUAGGGUUCCUCCCUCCUGGGGAGAAAUACUUAUGGUUCGCCCCACACAGUGGGUUCAGCAACCAGGUCUCAGAGCUCAAGAAUGCGCUGCUCAUGGCAGGGAUACUCAACAGGACACUUAUCGUGCCGCCUGUGCUGAAUCACCAUGCCGUUGCCCUUGGUAGUUGCCCUAAAUUCAGAGUGGAGAACCCGGUGGACCUUCGAUUCGCUGUCUGGGAGAGCAUUGUUCAAAUGAUUCACAGCCGGAGGUAUAUUUCAAUAGCUGAUAUUGUUGACCUCUCAUCAUUGAAAUCAUCUUCUUCAGUUAGAAUGAUUGAUUUCCGAGUUUUUGCCCAGUUAUGGUGUGGCAUUGAUGUGAAAUUAGCUUGCACUGGUAGCCUCUGCUGUGGCAUUUCUACGGGGCGAUCAUCAUGGAGUAGCUUUGAGCAAUGUGGUUCUUUAUUAUCUGGAUUGGGGAAGGAUGUCGUUGACUGUGUAUAUGGUGUAGACGAAGAUUGCAGAACUACUGUUUGGACCUACCAAAACAAUGUGGAGGAGACUUUGGAUUCCUUCCAGCCCAGCAAAGAGCUACAAGCGAAGAAGAAGUUUUCUUAUGUUAGAAAGAAAAAGGACGUGUACAAGGCCUUGGGGCCUGGUUCCAAAGCAGCCAGUGCCACUGUUCUCUCUUUUGGUAGCCUUUUUAGUGCUCCGUAUAAAGGUUCUGAGCUGUACAUUGAUAUCCAUGCUGCUCCAAGAGAUGGAAGGAUACAGUCAUUGCUUGGUCAGAUCCAGUUUCUUCCAUUUACUCAGGAAAUUGUGAGAGCUGGAAAGAGUUAUGCUGCAAACACAAUAAAGUCUCCUUUUCUAUGUACACAGCUUCGGCUGCUAGAUGGGCAGUUUAAGAACCAUUGGAAGGUGACAUUUGCUGCAUUGCAGGAAAAGAUUCAGAUGUUGAAGAAUGACAGUAAUAGCAGAAGAGAUGGUAUUCACAUAUUUGUGAUGACUGAUCUGCCUCCAGCUAAUUGGACUGGCACAUACUUGGGAGAUUUAACCAAUGAUGUUAAAUCAUAUAAGCUCUACAGCUUGCAUGAAGAAGAUGAAUUGGUGGUACAAACUGGUAAGAAGGUCCUUACCGCAGAGCAUGGCAUUAGGUCUGGUUUUCUUCCAAAGAUGCAUGAUACACCAAGAAGAGACAAUGAUUGCUCUUCUGAAACUAGACCUGACAUUCUUUUGUACAUUGAGGAGGCGAUCUGCAGUUGUGCUUCACUGGGUUUUGUUGGGACUGCAGGUUCUACAAUUGCUGAGAAUAUAGAGCUUAUGAUAAAGAACAAUGUUUGCUUCAACAGCAAUGAAUAAAGGGGACAUGGGUUUGGUUGUGGAGAAGAUAUUAGUGGAUUAAGUGAUUGCUAGGUGCUUCAGCUCUAUCUACACUGAUUAUGUCCUAUCUCUAAAUGAGAAUGAUUGAUAUCGUUCAGCAACCUCAGGAGAAAGCUGUAGUCACUGCUUAUGGCUCCCUGCUGCUGGUGUUUCAGGUGCAUUUCCUACUGUUGCUCACACAAAAUAUUGGUAAUGAUUACAGAUGGCACCAUCCAGCAAAUAUUGAAAUAUUCAGCAUUUCAUGGUGCAAUCAAACAAGCCAUCCACUUUUAGGAUACUUCUUUGGAAGUCAUUUUAGAACUUCUUGGCUCUCAACAAUAGAAUGAAUUUUAUGGUGGCGUGCUAUCGUUGUCCUCAGGCAUGCCUUGUGCUUAUACCAACCCACAACAAUGCAACCGUGAGAUUGGAGUAAUGCUUCAUCUUGCUUCCUCAUUGGUUCUUUCUGCAAUCAUUGUUGUAGAUUGCAUGGCAGAUUGUGCUAUAGCAAUAUCAAAUUAUCAAUUAUCAAGGGCAUGUUCAUUCCAGAAGCUAA